GCAGUGAGGAGAGUCCGGGGGCUCUGGUUAAAUGAACUUGAAGCGUUUGUGCGUCGUAAAGGAGCAGAAACAGAAGCGGGUCGGUGUGAGGCGUUUGUUGUCAUGGGAAACGGGAUCAACAAGGUCCUGCCCGACUUGUACCUGGGGAAUUUCAGAGAUGCAAGAGACAGAGAACAGCUGGCCCGAAACAACAUCACACACGUCCUGUCGAUUCACGAGAACGCCACGCCUUUACUCCAGGAGAUGACGUACCUUUGCAUUUCUGCGGCGGAUCAUCCGGCGCAGAAUCUAACUCAACACUUCCAACAGAGCAUCAAGUUCAUCCACGAGUCUCGUCUUAAAGGGGAGGGCUGUCUAGUUCACUGUCUGGCCGGUGUGUCCCGCAGUGUGACUCUGGUGGUGGCGUACCUCAUGACGGUGGCGGGGCUCGGCUGGCGGGACGCUCUGGCCGCGGUCAGAGCGGUCCGGCCCACCGCCGGCCCAAACAUCGGCUUCCAACGACAACUUCAGGAGUUCCAGGACAAACAAGUCGAACAGUUCCGGGUUUGGUUCCGCACAGAGUUUGAGGACGACGCCCUGAACGACGAGGCCGACGUCACAGACUUAUUACUGAGAGCGUCCAAAGUGAACGGAAACGUCAAAGAAGAGAAAACGUCUGAACAAACCUGAUUUUACACAGGACUGAGGACGGUCACAUGUCGAGGUCAAAGUAUCGGACAGAAACACUGAUGUAAUGAGACAUUUUACAGGUUGUAUUUGUCCCAGAAAGUCUCAGAAUGUUUGAACUUUUCUUCAUACAAAGUUCUGUCGUUACUUGAGAGAUUGUUUUAAAGGUUCUAUGUGACACAAAAUGGAGUCUUGUGCGGUUUAAGUCGUGUUUUAACGCUGUUUCCACCACAAAAACAGACCUGGAGUUGUGUUUUACUUCAUUCUCACAUGUUUGAGUCACACUUUAUUAUUCAAAACGGCCCGUUCCACCUUGUGAUGUCAUGAAGUGGUAGUUUUCACGUUAACAUCUACAACUUUUUGCAUUUUGUUUAGGAAAAAAUGGCAAUUCCAGAAGCUGAAAUGAUCCAAAUGAUUCUAGAAAUGAAAAUGAAGGUGUGUGGAGUUUAAAAACACAGUGGAGCACUUCCUGUAUCACCACAUGAUGACAUCACAAGGUGGAACAGAGUGUUUUCAGUUUGAUAAAAGACCUGAAAAAGCUUUAAGUUUCAUAGUGAUCUCAGUGGAUGGACUUUGAUUGACACGUCACUUAUGUUUAAUCAUCACUUUAUAAUAUAUUUAUAAAGAAAAACAUUUCAUUGUGUUGUGUUUUGUGUGUUGUGUAAGUGCUUCCAUGACAGUUUGAGUGUGUUCUGUUGUGUUUUGUGUGUUCUGUUGUGUUUUGUGUGUUCUGUUAUGUUUUGUGUGUGUUUUAUGUGUGUUCUGUUGUGUUUUGUGUGUUCUGUUGUGUUUUGUGUGUUCUGUUGUGUUUUGUGUGUUCUGUUGUGUUUUGUGUGUGUUUUGUGUGUUCUGUUGUACUUUGUGUGUGUUUUGUGUGUGUUCUGUUGUGUUUUGUGUGUGUUUUGUGUGUUCUGUGUGUGUUUUGUGUGUUCUGUUGUGUUUUGUGUGUGUUUUGUGUGUGUUCUGUUGUGUUUUGUGUGUGUUUUGUGUGUUCUGUUAUGUUUUGUGUGUGUUUUAUGUGUGUUCUGUUGUGUUUUGUGUGUUCUGUUUUGUGUGUUCUGUUGUGUUUUGUGUGUUCUGUUGUGUUUUGUGUGUGUUUUGUGUGUUCUGUUGUACUUUGUGUGUGUUUUGUGUGUGUUCUGUUGUGUUUUGUGUGUGUUUUGUGUGUUCUGUGUGUGUUUUGUGUGUUCUGUUGUGUUCUGUGUGUGUUUUGUGUGUUCUGUUGUGUUUUGUGUGUGUUUUGUGUGUGUUCUGUUGUGUUUGUGUGUGUUUUGUGUGUUCUGUUGUGUGUGUUUUGUGUGUGUUUUGCGUGUUCUGUUGUGUGUGUGUGCUGUGUGUGCUUCCAUGCUGAACACCAUGAGGUUGUGCGCUCGUUUGUCGCUGGUGCUUCCUGUUUGUCUAAAGUGCUCGUGUGUUCAUGCAUGACAUCGAAAAAAUACUGCACAGCCAUGACGAUACUUCAAAUACUUCAAAUACUUCAAAUACUACAGACUUUAUAACUGGGGGAUAUCAUUUGGUGGAUUAGUUUAAAGGUUCAGACUCAGACGGUUCAAUAAAGUUUUGGUACGUGACGAUGUUUUAACAGGACGAGUCACAGGAGACGAGCUGCAGGUUUGAGUCUGAACUUAAACCAUCGACUCUGAGACUUCGGUUCAAACCUGAGACUCAGACUCAGUUUGUGACGAGAAACUGAAAAAAAACACGAAAAACACGAAAAACAUCAUGUCACCUGAGGUCACAUGGUUCAAACACUGAUCUAAAAACAACAAACACGACAACAUAUGCACUUUACAUGUGUACACACACACAACAUAUGUACACACACACACAACAUAUGUACACACACACACACACACCCCACAUAUGUACACACACACACACACACCCACCCCACAUAUGUACACACACACACACCCCACAUAUGUACACACACACACAACAUAUCUACACACACACACAACAUAUGUACACACACGCACUCUACAUAUGCACACAAGCACAUAGACACGCACAAAUGCACACAGACAUACACAUGCACUUUAUAUAUGCACACACACACACACAGACAUGCACUUUACACACACACACGCACUUUACAUAUGUAAACACACACACUCUACAUAUGCAUGCACGCACAUAGACACGAACAAAUGCACACACAGACAUACACAUGCACUUUACAC
This is a messenger RNA of Periophthalmus magnuspinnatus, 2849 nucleotides long. It is a transcript of the gene dusp22b, whose product is annotated as dual specificity phosphatase 22b. The transcript is spliced from 7 exons. NCBI's taxonomy places the organism in Eukaryota, Metazoa, Chordata, Actinopteri, Gobiiformes, Gobiidae. Gene Ontology annotation, molecular function: protein tyrosine/serine/threonine phosphatase activity. Gene Ontology annotation, biological process: transforming growth factor beta receptor signaling pathway; positive regulation of JNK cascade; regulation of cell population proliferation. Gene Ontology annotation, cellular component: cytosol. The coding region runs from base 103 to 669 and encodes 188 amino acids. The record is from RefSeq and is a predicted model, not a curated record.